This is a messenger RNA of Adineta steineri, 1740 nucleotides long. Lineage: Eukaryota; Metazoa; Rotifera; Eurotatoria; Adinetida; Adinetidae. The record is from the annotation of a GenBank genome assembly.
AUGUCGGAUAAUAAUGAUACAGAAAUAAUAAAUCCAAAUGAAACACGAAAACGUUCAUUUUGGACAAUUCAGUGGUAUUUAUUAUUUCUAUGUUUAAUUGUAUUAUGUCAAUCAAUGAUAACAUCUGGUUAUAUCGGUUCAAUAAUCUCAUCAAUUGAAAAUUAUUAUGGAUUUUCAACGGAAGAUAUUGGAAUAGCAUUUAGUAGUUAUGAUAUAAUUGGUGUUUUUUCAGUUCCAUUAAUAUCAUAUUUUGGUUCAAAAUAUAAUCGAGCAAAAAUUGUUGCUUUAGGUGCUCUUAUAUUUUCAUUUGGUAAUAUUCUUUUUAUUUUACCUUAUUUAAUAAAUGGUUAUCAUGAACAAAUAAAUCCAAAUUCAUCAAAUCAAUCAUCAGAUUAUUUCUGUUCACAAAAUAUUUCAAUAAAUAAAAAUGAACAUCUAUUUUUUCAUUUAUUAUCAAUAAGUUCAUUAAUUUCUAAUUAUUUAAAUUAUUUAAUUAAUAUUAUAAAUCAACCAUCAUGGACUUAUUAUAUAAUUAUAUUAUCAAUGAUAAUUAUGUCAAUUGGUGCAAGUCCUUUUUAUACAUUAGGAAUUACUUUUUUAACUGAUCAUCUUAAUAAAAAUGAUCAACCAAUUUACACAAGUAUAUUAUAUGGCAUGGUAGCAUUAGGACCUGCUAUUGGAUUUUCAAUGGGUUCUUUAUUUAUUUCUCAAUGGAUAAAUAUUGUUGAUGAAACUAAUCAUGAUGGAAUAACUAAAAAUGAUCCAAGAUGGAUUGGACAUAUAUUCAAUAAUAUUCUUAAUCUUUUUAAAAAUGUCACAUAUAUAUUAAUUGUUUUAAUAAAUUCAAUUGAAAGUAUUCUUGUUGUGUCAUUUACAACAUAUAUGGUAAAAUAUAUUGAAUCAGUAUUUAAUAUUUCCUCAUCAUUAUCAAGUAUAUUAACUGGUUCAAUAGUUGUACCAGCAGCCAUCUGUGGAACAAUAACAGGAGGAUUUCUUGUUCGACGUUUUAAUUUAAAUAUAUUUGGAUGUAUUAAAUUUAUAUUAAUUUGUUGUUUUAUAUCAUUAAUUAGUUUAAUCUCACUUAUAUUUAUAAAAUGUGACACAAAUAUUAAAUAUGAAGGUAAUAAUCAAUGUUCACAAUCAUGUAAUUGUUCUCAAUAUAUUUAUCAACCUGUUUGUUAUCAACAACAACAAAUUACUUAUCUUUCACCAUGUUAUGCAGGUUGUACAGAUGUUAAUGGAACAGAAUAUUUGAAUUGUAAAUGUUUAUUAUCAAUUGAUGAUAAAGUAACAUCUGGCUUAUGUGAAAAUGUUUGUUUAUUAAAAAGUUGUUUAUUUUUCUUAAUAUUAUUUCUUGUAACAUAUUUUGAAACAUUAAUGGCAACACCUCAAUUAAUGAUUGUAUUACGUUCAGUUAAACAUGAUAUGCAAUCAUUUGGUUUAGGUUUGGAAAAUUGUAUUAUGAAAAUUUUAGCACAAAUUCCAACUCCAAUUAUAUUUGGAAUAAUUAUUGAUAAUCAAUGUUUAUUUUGGUCUCAAUCAUCAACAUAUAAUAAACGUGGAUCAUGUUUUAUUUAUAAUCAAAAUCAACUUCCAUUAACAUUAUUUGGUACAGCUAUUAUUAUUAAAAUUAUUUCAUUUAUUCUUAUUCUCAUUUUAUAUUUUAUAACAUUUAAACGAAAAAAUAUCCAUUUGACUUCUGAUGAACAACAAGAUCUAUUAGAUAAUUCUCAUUCUUAA